Molecule: messenger RNA, 1865 nt
Organism: Anguilla anguilla (European eel)
Lineage: Eukaryota; Metazoa; Chordata; Actinopteri; Anguilliformes; Anguillidae
Product: protein SMG9-like
Exons: 8
Coding region: 52-873 (273 amino acids)
Biological process (GO): nuclear-transcribed mRNA catabolic process, nonsense-mediated decay
Source: RefSeq, a predicted model, not a curated record
AACCAGUGCCGCUGUUUUAGUUUAGUUUUUCACUUUUCAACUUGAAGACGGAUGUCUCUAUUUUGCACUCUGCACUUUAGGAUCUAUAAGGAUCUAUGGAUUGGUACCAACCUGCUGCUGCAAAAGCCCAUCUUGAGUCCCUCCAUUUUGGAUCAUCUCAUCAAUAACGACCGGAAACUUCCACCCGAGUACAAUCUCCCCCAUACUUAUGUUGAAAUGCAGUCCCUGCAAAUGGCUGCCUUUCUCUUCACCGUGUGCCAUGUGGUGAUUGUGGUUCAGGAUUGGUUCACUGACAUCAACCUCUACAGGUUCCUCCAGACUGCGGAGAUGCUGAAGCCGUCCACCCCGUCUGCCAGCCACGACAGCGCCGGUUCCUCGGGCUCUGAAGAGGGGUCUGAGUACUACCCUCAUAUCGUGUUCCUGCAGAACAAAGCCAAGCGGGAUGAUUUCUGUCCACGGAACCUGAAGAAGAUGCACAUGACCAUGGACAAGCUGAUGGCCCACUCUCACCUUAAAUACAAAGGCACACUGUCCAUGCUGGACUGUAACAUCUUCCCUGGCCUGGGGCGGGACUACCUGGAGACGGAGGUCAACCUGUUCCUGCUGCCACAGCUUGAGAACGAGGGGGAGGACGCUUUGACCAGGGGAGGGCCUGGCUCCACCCCCCUGUUUUCCCUGCUCCCUGGUUACCGGGGACACCCCAGCUUCUCCUCGCUGGCUACCAAGCUGCGCAGCCAGGUCCUGGCCAUGUCUCGCUGCCAGCUCUCCCACACCAUCCUCACUGAGAAGAACUGGUUCCACUACGCUGCUCGGAUCUGGGACGGGGUGAAGAAGUCCUCGGCGCUCUCCGAGUACAGCCGGCUGCUUUCCUAGCGUCCACACAAGCCUCUGCGAUGGCUGCGCCUUACAGUGGAUCGCCGUGGAAACGGGACACCCUGAGCUGCUGGAGGGGACCAGAGACACGUUCGGCUCCGGGGGCAAUGGAGCAAUCCACGUUCCUGAAAUAACCACGGUUUCACCAGAUACAAGCUCUCCUGGAUCUGCUGAAGACCAGAUGUGACGACGUGCCAUGUUCUCACCUGGAGCAUUUUGUGGGACUGCUCCUGUAGCACGUGCCUCAUUUCGGAAGAGGGAACCAGAUGUAGGCUUGUUUCCCACAAACCAUAGUCACUCAUGUUUUUAGAAAGCGAGCAUUGACAGAAGUGAAACAUCCAAUUUAACAACAAAAAGGUCAAACUCAACAUAGUGCCAUCAGUUCAUAAUGAAUGAAAACAUACACUGUGUUUGUGAACAUGAUUUAUUCUGGGAAAAAAUAUAUAUAGACCUGCACAUAUACAGCAUUAAAACAUGUAUGUACAGAUUACAUUGGCUACAGAUUGGUGGACUUCAUUGUGCCUUACAUGUGACAUAAAUUAGUUUAAUUUUAAAUAUAAAAUACCCACUCCAACCGUAUAUGUGCUAUACCAGUCCCAAACAGAACAGAGCAUGGAUUGUUUCCCUGAAAUGUGGAUGAUUUUCCUUCUAUAAAAUAAGUCAAACCAGCUAUGUAUUUGUCCAUGGUGUGAAUACAUUUUCUGUAUAGACCCGUUGACACAUCCACAUAAAAACUGAAAAAAGUACUAUAUAUUCCUAAAGAAUACACAAAGUUUAAUUCCCAUGAAAACGUCCUCAUUAACUUGUAAUGUUUGGUUCUUUCUAAAUAAAAAAUAAAGCAAGAUAUAAGAAGUGGUAUAGUCAAACGCUCAGUGAUUGCCUGGGUACAUUUUGAUGUCAAAGGGGAAUGCCAUUGUAAGAGUAAUUUUCUGAUUGACAGUAUAUGUGUGUUAACAUAGAGACAAUCACGUGAUUAAAUAUAUCCUUUAUUA